Messenger RNA from Drosophila bipectinata, 931 nucleotides. NCBI's taxonomy places the organism in Eukaryota, Metazoa, Arthropoda, Insecta, Diptera, Drosophilidae. The record is from RefSeq and is a predicted model, not a curated record.
UCCGUACACGCGACACGUGCGUCAAAAACUCAGCUUUGUAGCAACGACAUUUUGUGCAUUGUGUUGUGAAAAGUUGAAUCCGUUGAAACUGGAAUAAAAUAAUAAUAGACAUUGUGUGUCAGCAGCUGCCGGGGAAAGAUGCAACGCGAAAACGCCUAUUCGAACGAGGCCGCUUUGAAGAACUUGGCCAGACGAGAGCUGGCCAAUGGCCUCGAAAAGGAUCCAAUUUACAAAUUGCGCCUGCAGUGCUUCAGCCGCGGUGCCACGGGCAUCUUGGGCCUGUCCAGAUCCUUUCGAGUGAUGGACGACGAUGGCAGCAAAACUUUGAGCUCCGAGGAGUUCAAGAAAGGAGUAAAGGAUAUGGGCCUGGAGUUGAGCGAUUCAGAAAUUCAAGAUAUGUUUACAAGAUUCGAUACAGAUGGAAGUGGCAAUAUCAAUAUGACUGAGUUUUUGGUUAAACUAAGACCACCAAUGAAUAAUUCACGUAUCCGUGUCAUCGAAAAGGCUUUCGAAAAAAUGGACGUCAAUGGCGAUAAUCAAAUAACAACUGCCGAUUUGAAAAACGUGUAUUCGGUACGCGAACAUCCUAAGUACUUGAGUGGUGAGCUGACAGAGGCGGAGAUUUUCACGGACUUCCUAAAGAACUUUGAGGCAGGUGCCCCGAAUCCUGACGGAAUUGUGACCAAGGAGGAGUUUCUCAACUACUAUGCCACGAUCAGUGCCUCGAUCGACAAUGAUGCAUACUUUGAUUUGGUCAUGCGACGCGCAUACAAACUCUAAAUAGUGUUUCUCCUUGAAAUCAGAAUUUUAACGUCCAUUUGCCGCCUUUGAAGCUUGAUCAGUUGAAUCAAUUGCACUCACAUGUAUUAAUAACUAAAUGCCAAGCCAAUGUUUUAAAUUUUAAUUAAAUGAACCCGUUAAAAGUUGAGAA